GUGUCCGGACAGGCGAUGGGGACCUCCAGUCCUGAGGGAGGGCUUCCUCCCAGUCUCGAUGGGGUGAGGCUACUGCGGCUCAACCUUGAGUUCCCAGUGGGGUCCCCUACUCCAGGGUCCCCUACUCCGGUGUCCCGCGCCCCAAGGCCCGCGGGGACUCGCCUGCUACUCCCUCCCCUCCGGCGGGUGGGGACUCCGCCCCAGCCCCACCUCCAGGCUCCCAUUGGGCAUGGUCCGAACAGCCGAGCCUCGAGCCACUCCCCUUGUCCAACCGGAGCUGGAGGCGGAUGCGUGAGGCGUGGCCCCGGGAAGUGUGGGGGCGGAGCCGGGAGGCCUGGCGUGGUCCGUGCUCCAGUGGUGAAGGUGGAGACCGACGUGGGGACUCGGAGCCUUGGAGGCCUGCGGCGCCCGCCUAGGUUUACUGCCCGGGCCAAGUCCCCGCCGUGCCCUAGGCCACUCUCGAACUCUGCUGCUCCAGAAGACAAGUGUGCAAGAAAUGAAUUCCAGUGCUGGGAUGGGAAGUGCAUCUCCUACACGUGGGUGUGUGAUGGCAGGGCGGAGUGCCAGGACGGCUCUGACGAGUCCCAGGAAACGUGCAUGGCUGCCACCUGCAAGCCGGGUGACUUCAGCUGUGGGGGCCGCCUGAACCGCUGCAUCCCCAGCUCCUGGAGGUGUGACGGCCAUGAGGACUGUAACAACGGCGCCGAUGAGCAAGGCUGUCCCACCAGGACGUGUCCCGAGGACGAGUUCCACUGCCAGGAUGGCCGCUGCAUCUCGCAGCAGUUCCUCUGCGAUGGUGACCGUGACUGCCUAGACGGUUCAGACGAGGUCACCUGCUCAGUGACCACCUGCGGCCCUGCCAACUUCCAGUGCAACUCCUCAGCCUGCAUCCCCCAGCUGUGGGCCUGCGACGGCGACUCCGACUGCAGUGACGGCUCUGACGAGUGGCCACAGCGCUGCGAGGGCCGGGACACGUCGGCUGCCCAGGGGGCCAAUGGCCCCUGCUCCUCCCUGGAGUUCCACUGCCGCAGCGGCGAGUGCAUCCACAGCAGCUGGCACUGUGACGGUGCCCACGACUGCAAGGACAAGUCUGACGAGGAGGACUGCGUGGUGGCCACCUGCCGCCCCGAUGAGUUCCAGUGUGCUGACGGCACCUGUAUCCACGGCAGCCGGCAGUGUGACCAAGAGCACGACUGCAGGGACCAGAGCGACGAAGUCGGCUGCAUCAACGUGACACUCUGCGAGGGUCCCAACAAGUUUAAGUGCCACAGCGGCGAGUGCAUCACACUGGACAAAGUGUGCAACGCAGCCAGGGACUGUCGCGACUGGUCGGACGAGCCCCUCAAGGAGUGUGGGACCAACGAAUGCUUGGACAACAAUGGGGGCUGUUCCCAUAUCUGCAAGGACCUCAAGAUCGGCUACCAGUGCUUAUGCCCCAGUGGGUUCCACCUGGCGGACCAGUGGCAGUGCAAAGACAUUGAUGAGUGUCAGGAGCCUGACACCUGCAGCCAGCUGUGUGUGAACCUGGAGGGGAGCUACAAGUGUGAGUGUGAGGAUGGCUUCCAGAUGGACCCCAGCACGAAGACCUGCAAAGCCGUCGGCUCAGUCGCCUACCUGUUCUUCACCAACCGCCACGAGGUGCGGAAGAUGACCCCAGACCGCAGCCAGUAUGCCAGCCUCCUCUCCAACCUGAAGUAUGCGGUGGCCCUGGACGCGGAGGUGGCCAGCAGCCGGCUCUAUUGGUCAGACCUGUCCCACAGGAAGAUCUAUAGCACCCGGAUCAGCGCAGCCCCGGGCUCUGCCCACGACACUGUCAUUGACGGGGAUCUCCAGGCCCCCGACGGGCUGGCCGUGGACUGGGUCCACCGUAACAUCUACUGGACCGACUCUGUCCCCGGUACGGUGUCUGUGGCCGACACCAGGGGCGUGAAGAGGAGGACUUUGUUCCAGAGGAAAGGUUCCAAGCCCAGGGGCAUCGUGGUGGACCCUGUGCACGGCUUCAUGUACUGGACAGACUGGGGAACCCCCGCCAAGAUCGAGAAAGGGGGCCUGAACGGCGUGGACAUGUACUCGCUGGUGACAGAAGACAUCGAGUGGCCCAAUGGCAUCACACUGGAUCUCUCCAGCAGCCGCCUCUACUGGGUUGACUCCAAACUCCACUCCAUCUUCAGUAUCAAUGUCAAUGGUAGAAACAGGAAGACCAUCUUGGAGGAUGAAAAGCAGCUGGCCCACCCCUUCUCCUUGGCCAUCUUUGAGGACAAAAUAUUUUGGACGGAUAUCAUAAAUGAAGCCAUUUUCAGUGUCAACCGCCUCACGGGUUUGGAUGUUCAUUUAGUGGCUGAAAACCUGUCAUCACCUGAAGACAUUGUCCUGUUUCACAAUGUCACACAACCGAAAGGGGUGAACUGGUGUGAGAGGACAGCCCUCCCCAACGGUGGCUGCCAGUACUUGUGUCUGCCUGCCCCACAGAUCAACUCCCAUUCCCCCAAGUUCACUUGUGUGUGCCCGGAUGGUAUGGUGCUAGCCAAGGACAUGAGGAGCUGUCUCACAGAGGCUGAGCCUUCUGUGACAACUCCAGUGCACCCUACCGCCAGGCCAGAAGCCAGCAGCACAGCUGUGAGGCCAAAGCACGCAGACCAGUGGCCCGCUCCCAGCACAUCUGGGCGGCCUGUGGCCACCUCCGGGCUCACCACGGCGGCGUCGGUGACCAUGUCCCACCAAGUCGUGGGCAACGCCGCUGGCAGAGGGGAAAAGCCUCACAGCGUGGGGGCUCUGACCAUCGUCCUUCCCAUCGGGCUGGUCGCUCUCCUCUGCCUUGGUGCCUUUCUGCUGUGGAAGAACUGGCGGCUCAAGAACAUCAACAGCAUCAACUUUGACAACCCCGUAUACCAGAAGACCACAGAAGACGAGGUGCACAUCUGCCGCAGCCAGGACGGCUACAUCUACCCCUCGAGGCAGAGGGUCAGCCUGGAGGAUGACGUGGUGUGAGCUGAACCCGUGCCGCCUUGGAGACAGGAAGGACACUUUCUCCUGGCCCCUGACUGUUACCUUGCUGCCUGAGACCCUGAGCCGCCUCCAAGGCUUCCCGCUCCAUUCCGAGCAAGAAGAGACCAAAGGCACCGUGGCAGCCGAGCCCAGCAGCCGUCUGCCCGGGCUUUGUUUUAUAUAUUUAUUGUCCGGGAGGCAGAACCAGGCUCGGGACGGCGCCCACAGAAUAGGAUCAGAUCGGGCUGUCUUCCUUCUUUCCCUACGAAGAACAGGAAAAGACAAAAAGGAGCUGGUUCCUCCCUGUGGACAUUGCCCUCCAUUUUUCUUUCUCUUUUUUCUUUUUUUGAGACAAGGUCUUGCUAUGUAGCCCAGGCUGGCCUCGAACUCACAGCGAUCCUCUUGCCUCACCCUCCCAAGUACUGGGCUGACCAGUGUGCACCACCAGGCCUGGCUUGUUUUGCCUUUCCCCCCUUGGCAGCGUAAAGGACCAAAGGACAGGCACAUGGGCGGAGGGGAGCCAUGGCUUUGGACAAGGGACAGCAUGUAUUAGCCACAGGGUCCCCCUACCCCAGCCCCUCAACUCAGGAGAGCAUGUUUACCUCCACGCUGUCACCCUCACCCCACCACCCAGAUCAGGGCCUUCAUGCCAGGCCUGCCCCGGGGAGUGCGGACAGUGGCUCAGGGCCCCUUGCCUUCUAUACGCUUGGAUCCUAGGAACUUUCAGGGCACCACUGAUGGCCGCAGUCCAUUCACUCAUUCAUUCGCCAAAGCUCUGCCAGUUGUCAAGGAAAAGCCUGCGUCACCAUAGCCUUUAACAUUAAGAAGUGCCUGGGCUCUCAGGGAUGCACGCAGCCUCUGCGCCCUGAGACCAGCCACCCCACAGACCCCAGCCCUGGCCUUCCCACACUGACUGGUGCUCCUCCUUUACCUCCUUGCACUUUGGCAGGUCAUGGUGGCAUGCGGUGUCAGUUGAGCACUUGCAUUGUUAUUCUGUUUGCUGCUGCUUGCCUUGGGACAGAUUGCUGGCUGAAAGUGGCCAGCUUUUUGUUUUUUCAUUCUUUUUGAGGUGGGGGGGGUCUCACUAGGUAGUAGCCCAGGCUGGCCUCCAACUCGCAGUGAUCCUCCUGCCUCAGCCUCCCAAGUGCUGGGAGUCAUAGGUGUGCGUCACCACGCCCAGCUCUGGAGGUGGCCAGCUUUGAAUGCAGAGCUACAGUGCUCAGUACUCGGAGCAUAGGGAAGGUCAGAUUGAUUGGGACUUCAAAGCUCUGGUGCUGCUGCUCUGGAAGAGCCAUUUGCCCUCCCUCCUUCCCUGCUUUCUUUCCUUUGUGUUGGAGAUUGAACCCAGGGCCUUCACAAUAAGCUACAUCCUUGGCCCUUUCUAAAGUUUUUAUUUUGAGACAGAGUCUCACUAAGUUGUCCAGGCUGGGCUUGAAACUUGCGAUCCACCCGCCUCAGCCUCCCAGAGCACCGGGACACGCUGUACCACUGAGCCAACCCCAGCCCCCUUUCUUUCUCCAACCACUCAUCCCAGUCCCAUUUCUGCUUCUAUGCAAAUACCGUCAAGCCCUUAACCUCCCCUGGAAGCCGAGGUCCCCCAGAAUCCCUCCAGUCCUGCACAUGCCAGGGGAUCUGGGAAGCAGGAAUCCUGUCUGAAAUCACCACAGAUGUCCCGUGGAGGCUGCCUCCCCUGGAGUCCGGGAUUGAGAAGUCCCCAGGGAUCCCUGGAUAGUCACGACAGUGAUGCUAAAACCCCGUUCCCAAGGGCGCCUUCAGCCCACGAGUGUAGCACCGCCACCUGCAGGGAGCUGCGCCGGGCCUUAUGUUUGCACUUUGUGUAUUUGUUGAGACAGUUGUGUGCGUGUGUAUGUGUGUGUUCUAUUUAUUUUUGCAAACCCUCCUUGCUGCGAUGGUGAACCUGCCGGGGCCCUGUGGGAUGGCUCCCAGCCGCCUUGGCUUUCUGUACAAGGUGAUGCGCAUGGCGGCUUCUGGGAAGAACAGCGCCGCCUGGUGGGCUGGAUGCUGUGGGGAUGGGUCCGCUUUUUAAACCACUGUAUAGAAUGUUUUUAUAGCCUGAAUGUCGCACAGUGAUCGAGUAAAUUUCCACAGUGAGCCCUUUGGCUAAA
This is a messenger RNA of Heterocephalus glaber (naked mole-rat), 5111 nucleotides long. RefSeq names its product low density lipoprotein receptor (gene Ldlr). Lineage: Eukaryota; Metazoa; Chordata; Mammalia; Rodentia; Bathyergidae. The record is from RefSeq and is a predicted model, not a curated record. Gene Ontology annotation, molecular function: protein binding; hormone binding; calcium ion binding. Gene Ontology annotation, cellular component: apical plasma membrane; signaling receptor complex; plasma membrane. Gene Ontology annotation, biological process: receptor-mediated endocytosis.